UAGAGACAGGAAAUAGGAUGCAUGCUACAGUGAAGAAACAAGUUACACUGGAAUAAUUGAGGGGUUUGUUUGGCCCAAACAACCGCUCAGCCUUCAAGGACCCUUAAGAUUGUCAAGUGGGUUAUUGGUUUCAUCAUGAAUACCCAUAUGGAACAACAUGCCCAGACCCUCAGACCAGAGAUGCCAGCUGUCUUUGAUGGCAUGAAGCUGGCUGCAGUAGCUACUGUGCUGUACAUCAUAGUGCGCUGCCUCAACCUAACAAGUCCCUCAGCAGCCCCUAAAAUCACCUGUCGGAAUACACCUCUUAAUCACUACCUGCUCAAAUCCUGCUCCAUUCUAACCAAAGAGUACGUUCCACCACUACUGUGGGGUAAGAGUGGACAUUUUCAAACUGCGCUGUAUGGAAAGAUGGGCCGAGUGGACUGUCCUCAGCCCUGUGGCAUGCGCUUGUAUCUUCCAAUGCAUGAUGGGGCUAUGGCCACGUUUGACCUUUUUGAGCCACUUGGUGAUCAUGUAACGGGUGAUGACAUAACCAUGGUGAUCUGCCCAGGGAUCGGUAACCACAGUGAGAAGCAUUAUAUCCGUACCUUUGUGGAUUACUCCCAGAAGCAGGGCUACAGAUGUGCUGUGCUUAACCACCUUGGGGCCUUGCCAAACAUUGAACUCACAUCCCCACGGAUGUUCACCUAUGGCUGCACCUGGGAGUUUUCAGCCAUGGUGAGCUACAUCAGACGUACAUUCCCUCAGACCUCGCUCAUUGUGGUGGGCUUCAGUCUAGGUGGGAACAUCGUGUGUAAAUUUCUGGGAGAGAACCAAGCCAAUCAGGACAAGGUGCUGUGCUGUGUCAGUGUCUGUCAAGGCUAUUGUGCUCAGAGGGCCCAUGAAACAUUUCUACAGUGGGACCAAUGCAGGAGACUUUAUAACUUCUUCAUGGCUGACAAUAUGAAAAAGAUCAUCCUGUCCCACAAAAAAAGCUUGUUUGGACAACAGUCUGGCAAACUGGACGUUGGGGAUUUAAAGUGUCUCUACAUGGCCACAUCGCUUAUGCAGAUUGAUGACUGUAUUAUGAGAAAGUUCCACGGUCAUAAUUCUUUAAAAGAGUUCUAUGAGAAGGAAAGCUGUGUCCAUUACAUUCACAAUGUUAAUGUUCCUCUUCUCAUGAUUAAUUCAUCAGAUGACCCACUUGUCCAUGAGUCUCUUCUGACCAUACCUCACUCCCUAGCAGAACAAAAAGAGAACGUAAUCUUUGUGCUGACACAGCACGGAGGGCACAUGGGCUUCUUCGAAGGCACCAUGCUCUUCCCUCAGCCUCUUACCUGGAUGGACAAAGUCAUCAUCAGCUAUGCUAAUGCCAUCUGCCAGAGGAAGAAGGAGUACCCGCAGUACCACCAAGCCAUGGACUGUACAGAACUCAAAGGCAAAGCUUAGCAAAGUCCAGGACAGGCAUGCUCCUCUUUUCACUCAUAAGUGCAACUAAAAUGCAUUCGAUAGCUGACUCACUUGUCUGAGUGUAUACUGAACACAAAGCAAAAAACGGUCUCAUGGAGACACAUACUGUAUCUCUGUAACUAACAGAAUUUCUCUACAAUACUUGUUCCCUAAGGACAGCUAUACAAUAGGCUUAAGAAGGCUCAUAUACUCAUAAGUAUACUGUAUGAGUUUGUUUCUGGUACUGAAGUGAGCAUAAGUCUAUAAGUGCAUUAAAAAAUAAAUUGCAUCCUUCAUUUUUUGUUAAUAAGAUGAAAACAUUUACACAGUGACUUCAUUGUCUAAAAAUGGGUUGGAGGAUUUGAAGGUGAAUUGAGUUUGCACCCUGACCACUAGUUUAUCCUACUGUCUUACAUACUAAUGAGAUUGCUGCAGUCACUGUUUGCUGGCUGGAAAAGAGAAACUGAUAUGGCAAGAUAGAUCUCUGUGAGAUAAAAUUCAGGUUGUGUGCUUUCCUCUGUGAGACAGUGUCACCCUUUGUUAGCUGACGCUGAAUGUAAAGGAUUUCACUUAAAAUACCAAAGUGCUGUUGAAAUUUUGCUGUAUUGUAGUUUAUAACAGAAAAACUUAGUGUGCACUUCCCACAACAUUAAAUGUAACUAUAAUUGAAU
Messenger RNA from Neoarius graeffei (lesser salmon catfish), 2099 nucleotides. RefSeq names its product abhydrolase domain containing 2, acylglycerol lipase b (gene abhd2b). The coding region runs from base 136 to 1428 and encodes 430 amino acids. NCBI's taxonomy places the organism in Eukaryota, Metazoa, Chordata, Actinopteri, Siluriformes, Ariidae. Gene Ontology annotation, biological process: medium-chain fatty acid biosynthetic process; acylglycerol catabolic process; steroid hormone receptor signaling pathway. Gene Ontology annotation, molecular function: monoacylglycerol lipase activity; acetylesterase activity. The record is from RefSeq and is a predicted model, not a curated record. The transcript has 10 exons. Gene Ontology annotation, cellular component: sperm plasma membrane; sperm flagellum.